Fomitopsis serialis is the source of this 1058-nucleotide messenger RNA. RefSeq lists its product as uncharacterized. Lineage: Eukaryota; Fungi; Basidiomycota; Agaricomycetes; Polyporales; Fomitopsidaceae. Bases 61 to 801 code for a protein of 246 amino acids. The record is from RefSeq and is a predicted model, not a curated record. The transcript has 6 exons.
CUCAACACCUCACUCCGACCACCUACCGUUUUGCCUCCUUUCUAGUUUCUACUAGGCACGAUGUCUUCAGACGACGUUCUUUCUACACUCGACAACGACGAUAAGGCGCGGGCCGACCUGCUGGACAAGCUCACGCUGCUAUUUAGCCCCGGCGCCGUGUUGAAGGAGGGCGACGAUGCCCAAGCUAUAACGUUAGAGCUCCUUGAACAGACACAGCCGAUAAUGGAAGGGAACCUUCACGUUCGCAUACAUGCAAAAUGGAGAACGCUUAAGCACGAGAGAGCUACAAUCAAGCGAGGAUUCAUAAGGAGGUUGAGACACUGGAACCAGAUUGUAGCGUACAGAGCUGGUUCCCUCAAUUUGAAGGACUUUACCGUGGACUCUUCACAACGCGCCCGAAGCAAGGCGAUGAUGCCGAAAGAAAAAGAUACUUCUGUAUCAGGGCCUCAUCAAUCAUCGCCCUCCACUUCAAUAGCAGCAGCCCCGUCUGAUCAUUUCACCGUGGUCAAUGCUGGGUCUGCUUCACCAAAUCCAAAUAUCAGUGGAAACGGUACAAGCGGCGAUCUGGCUACCCCGACCGUUGCCAGUCCCACAGUUGACCACGAACAGCACGUCACAGAUCAAGUGCUGGUGUAUGGCAUAUUUCCCCUGGAUUCAGAGGGGCGCGUCACCGAGAAUGAUCCCGCUGCCGUAAUCUCGGAAUACGAAAUGCAACUGCUGAACGCAGGCCAGCCUGUAGUGCUUCCCCUGAAUCCCUUUGUAGAUAGUGGUGAUGCCAAUGUCUCACCGACUACUCCGUGAAGAAUCGUCAUCGAGAGGUGCUAAAGAAUUCCAUAGGACACCAGGAAGCAUUUGAUCACAAUGGGGCUUCCGAUCAGCACAUCAUCCUACAUCUGGAAGAAUGGGUCCAGACGAUGCCAUGUUGUAUCUGAAAAUUCGCGCGCGGGCACGCCAGGGUCGUGAAACUCGUAGAGUACUUGUAUCUAAUGUACAUGGCUGAGUUGAGUCUCUAAACAUACAGAAUGACCACUAGUACGCUUACUGUGUCUGAAUCAAGG